Messenger RNA from Salvelinus fontinalis (brook trout), 5279 nucleotides. RefSeq names its product adenylate cyclase type 8. Gene Ontology annotation, cellular component: plasma membrane. The transcript has 20 exons. The record is from RefSeq and is a predicted model, not a curated record. Lineage: Eukaryota; Metazoa; Chordata; Actinopteri; Salmoniformes; Salmonidae. Gene Ontology annotation, molecular function: adenylate cyclase activity. Gene Ontology annotation, biological process: cAMP biosynthetic process; adenylate cyclase-activating G protein-coupled receptor signaling pathway; intracellular signal transduction.
CGCAACAAGGCGUCUCGGGGUGGACAUAAGCGGCGUUCGUCUGUAGCUCGUAUCCACCCAGCCAAUCAGGACCGGAUGUCCACGGUGACCCAGAAGAGCAGCGACUCCCUCAGUGACGCUGACUACUUUGUUUCCUGGGGGUCUACAGUCAGAGGGGUCUUCCUGCCUGCCCUUCAUCACACCUUCAAGUCUCCCGACCUGGAGAAGUUGUACCAGCAGCAUGCAUCAAGCCAGAGGAUAACCUCUCUGGUUUUCACUAAUGUUAUCGACAUCAUCACCAAACUACACAUCCUGGGUCUGACCCUAUGGGCGGGGCCUCAGAGCCUGGACACAGCCAAUGGUUGGCUGGUCGGCCUGUUCAUCGCUCUGGGGGCUGGACUCUGCGUGCUGGUGCUCUGUUCUAAGGGGAUGAUGUCAUCGCCAGAGUGGUUGAGGUACAUGGCUCUAGCCAGCUGGUUGUCCCAGACAGCGCAGGUGUUGGGAGGUGUGGUGGGCGGGUUGGAGAAGGACCAGGCCUGGUACGUCCUCUUCACGCUGUUCUCCACCUACACCCUCCUGCCCCUCCCUUUGCUCUGGUCCCUCUCCACCGGUCUGCUCACCGCCACGCUGCAUCUCCUGGUGGAAACCGUUCAUCACUACGACGACACCGCGCUCUACAGAAAGGUUCUGGCGAAGGGCUUGUUGUACCUGGGUAUGAACACAGCAGGGUUGUUCAUCCACUACCUGUCAGACCACACACAGAGACAAGCCUUCCUGGAGACACGACGCUGCAUUGAGGGACGAGUACGCCUGGAGAGGGAGAACCAGAGACAGGAGCGCUUGGUGAACUCUAUCAUUCCGCGGUUCGUUGCCUUGGAGAUGAUCGCUGACAUGUCCAACAUGGAUGAUGACCUGUUGUCACAGCAGUUCCACAAGAUUUAUAUUCACCAGUACAAAGACGUCAGUAUUCUGUUUGCUGAUAUAAAAGGCUUCACGUCUCUGUCCAUGGUCCUGUCGGCUCAGGAAUUGGUCCGGACACUCAAUGAGCUGUUUGGACGCUUCGACCGCCUGGCUGAGGAGCACCACUGCAUGCGUAUCAAGAUCCUUGGGGACUGUUACUACUGUGUGUCAGGAGUCCCAGAGCCAGAGACGGCUCACGCUCGCUGUUGUGUGGAGAUGGGCCUCUCCAUGAUCAGCACCAUAAAGUAUGUACGAAGGGAGCUGAAACACGAGGUGGACAUGCGGAUCGGUGUCCACUCUGGCUCAGUGCUGUGUGGGGUGCUGGGGCUGCAGAAGUGGCAGUUUGACGUGUGGUCCUGGGAUGUAGACAUCGCUAACAUGCUGGAGGUAGGAGGGGUGCCGGGCCGUAUCCACAUCUCCCGGGCAACGCUGGACUGUCUGGGCGGGGUCUACGAGACGGAAGAGGGGCGUGGCCACGAGAGGAACGAGUUUCUACGGAAACACAAAAUCGACACGUUCCUGAUUCGCCACACGCCCAUGGAGAACGCUCCUGCCAAGAAGGUUCGCCGGCCCAGUCGAGAUGACACAAUUCAUGCUGGCUGGAGUACUGAGCUGCCGUUUGGAAACAUCAUCGGAAUGAACUGUAUCCUGGCGACCUUCAGCAACGGCUCUCUGGCCCAGUUACCUAACCAGCUGGCGGCUCAGCGGACGGGGACGCGUGAAGUCAACAAGAGGAUCCGCCGGGCCAUCGAGGUCCGGAGCAGCGAACGCAUGAGAAAGGAACACAUCACCACCUUCACACAGGAGUUCAAGGACACACACAUCGAGGACAAGUUUUCCCAGAUGCGUGAUGAGAUGUUCAAGUCAAACCUGGUCUGCUCCUUCAUCAUGCUCCUCUGCCUCAUGGGUGCACAGACCCUCGUCCCCGCCACAAGACUGUGUCCUAUGCUGGUCCAGUUUGGAGUGUGUGUGUGUGUGUAUGUGUUGCUGCUGGUGGUGGUCCUAGCUGAAGAGUUUAAACAGAGUCCUCUCGCGCUGCAGUUCCUGUGCUGCUGGAUCAACGAGAACAAGACUGUCAGAACACUGCUCACGCUCACCGCCAUUAUCAUCAACUUUGGAGUGGCCUCAUCUGAUAUACUGUGGUGUGUAGAGUCUGAGAUGGACCCUAACAACAGAAGCAGCUCUCAGCAGCACACCUGGUCCUGGCCUGUCAACAUCUGUACACACCCUGAGUUCCUGGUUUUCAGUGGGGUGGUGGCCAUGGUGUCGUGUGCUGUGUUCUUCAGGCUGCACUGUCUACUGAAGCUAGCUGUGUUACUUCUGGCCAUAACUGUCUACACGUACCUAAUAGAAGUCAGUUUCCACACACUGUUUAUACGCCAGACCUCUGAAAACACCAGGUACUGAAUAAACACACACACUGGUGACCGUCUGGGUGUGAAGGAUGUGUGUGUCCUGCUCAUGGCCAUGUUUGUGGUGGCUGUAAUUUACAACAGUAGACAGUUGGAGGCGACGGCGCGGCUGGACUUCCUGUGGCGUCUGCAGGCCAGACAGGAAGUGGAGGACAUGAAGGAGCUGAGGGAACAUAAUGAGUGUUUACUCUUUAACAUUCUGCCUUCACACGUCGCACAGCACUUCCUAGAGAGAGACCGCCACAAUGAGGAUCUGUACUCCCAGUCCUAUGAGCGUGUGGGGGUGUUGUUUGCGUCCAUCCCCGGGUUUACAGACUACUAUGAACAGAAAGAGUUGAUCCAUCAGGAUGUGGAGUGUCUCCGGCUUCUCAAUGAGAUCAUAGCUGACUUCGACGAGUUAUUAGAUGAGACAUAUUUCCAGGACAUUGAGAAAAUCAAAACCAUUGGCAGCUGUUACAUGGCUGCUUCUGGCCUCUCCCCUGAUCAACAGGAGUGUGGUGAUGAGUGGCGUCACCUCAGUGAGCUGGUGCUGUUUGCCCUGGAAAUGCAGGCGACGCUCAAACGAAUCAACACACACUCUGGAAACAGCUUUCAGCUCCGUGUUGGCAUAGCCCAUGGUCCAGUGGUUGCCGGGGUGAUAGGAGCCACUAAACCUCAGUAUGACAUCUGGGGAAUGACCGUGAACCUGGCCAGCCGUAUGGACAGCACCGGGGUCAGUGGACGCAUACAGGUCCCAGAGAGUACCAGUCAUGUCCUGUUGGAGCGCGGCUUCGUUCGCGAGCUGAGGGGGGAGAUCUAUGUGAAAGGUGUGAGCGAGCGGCAGGGGAACGUCAAGACGUACUUCGUGAGGAGCCGCGAGUCGUGUACCAGCUACGUGGAGCGCAGUGUGAACCGCGGGGGUCUGGGGAGGAACACUCUGUCUGCUCUGGUCUUUACUCUGGUCCAGACCAGGAAGAGAGAGACACAACGAGAGGCUAACGGAGGGUUCCACCUGCUGGAGGUCUCAUAGACCUGGGGCUGUAGAUCCUAUCGGGAGAGAAUUCAGCAUAUCCUCUCCUCGUUUGUUGGAUUAAAACUGCUUUCUAUGGUGGAUUACCUAAAAUGGAGAAGGGGGGUACAGGCUACAAGAGAGACACUAGAGGAGGGGAACGGAAGCUCCUCUUCUGGACUGCAGGACAGAGCAGAGUACUCUAUAGCAGUGGUUCCCAACCUUUUUUGGUUACAGUACCGGGUCAACUGUAUUUUGCUCAGCCCGAAGUACCCCUAUAGUACGUCAUGGGUCUUCUCAAGUACCCUCAGUGGAUUGGCCAAGUUCCCCCUGGUUGGGAAUCACAUGGACGACAGCACAGAGCAGAAAACUGACCAGUUGGAUAUACUGCUGUCUGCCACCCAACAGAAAUACAGUGGAUUAUAUACUUGUUAAAGGAAUUUUGAUUCCUGUUUAUUAACCAAUUCAAUUAAAACACUCUGCCCAUGAAUAAGAAUUUGUAAGAUAAUUAUCAGCAUAAAAUGGACAGAUACCAGUCUUAAAAUCAAUCAAUCAAUAGCGUUUAUUCUCGAGAGUACUGAUCAUAAUACAUUUUACAUCAGGUUAUAUAAUACAGAUGAUGUCAUAGGUUUUAAUGUCCAACCUCCUCUCGGAUACAAUGGCAGUAUAGUUCGAGUUCUCAUUACUGUCUGCCACCUGUUAAACUAUCUGCAACCAACCUCAAGGUCUUUCCCCUCCCUGGGUAGAGACAUCAUUCUAGCCAACCCAAGGUCUUUCCCCUCCCUGGGUAGAGACAUCAUUCUAGCCAACUCAAGGUCUUUCCCCUCCCUGGGUAGAGACAUCAUUCUAGCCAACCCAAGGUCUUUCCCCUCCCUGGGUAGAGACAUCAUUCUAGCCAACCCAAGGUCUUUCCCCUCCCUGGGUAGAGACAUCAUUCUAGCCAACCCAAGGUCUUUCCCCUCCCUGGGUAGAGACAUCAUUCUAGCCAACUCAAGGUCUUUCCCCUCCCUGGGUAGAGACAUCAUUCUAGCCAACUCAAGGUCUUUCCCCUCCCUGGGUAGAGACAUCAUUCUAGCCAACCCAAGGUCUUUCCCCUCCCUGGGUAGAGACAUCAUUCUAGCCAACUCAAGGUCUUUCCCCUCCCUGGGUAGAGACAUCAUUCUAGCCAACCCAAGGUCUUUCCCCUCCCUGGGUAGAGACAUCAUUCUAGCCAACCCAAGGUCUUUCCACUCCCUGGGUAGAGACAUCAUUCUAGCCUGUCUGAAGAUAAACCCAUUCUUUCUAAUCAAGGAACACAUAACAUUCAACAUUUAUGAUUAUUCAUUCUUACAGUAAUAUAGUAGUAUUCUGUUUAGUUAUAAUUCUAAGUCAAAUGUAUACGUAUUUUAGUCAUUAAACACAAAAAUCCCGUAACAAUACUGCUGUCUGCCACCCAACAGAAAUACAGUGGAUUAUAUACCUCUGUCUGCCACCCAACAUUGAGACAAUUGAGACAUGGAUUGUGCAUCUGUGCCAUUCAGAGGCUGAAUGGGGAAGACAAAUUAUUUAAGUGCCUUUGAACGGGGUAUAGUAGUAGGUGACAGGCGCACCGGUUUGUGUCAAGAACUGCAACGCUGCUGGGUUUUUCAUGCUCAACGGUUUCCCGUGUGUAUCAAGAAUGAUCCACCACCCAAAGGACAUCCAGACAACUUGAUACAACUGUGGGAAGCAUUGGAGUCAACAUGGGCCAGCAUCCCUGUGGAACUGGGCCAGCAUCCCUGUGGAACGCUUUCCACACCUUGUAGAGUCCAUGUCCUGAUGAAUUGAGGCAGUUCUGAGGGCAAACUCAAUAUUAACAAGGUGUUCUUAAUGUUUUGUACACCAACAGGACUACUGUGGGUUAUAUACCACAGUCUGCCACCAACAGGAAUACUGUGGGUUAUAUACCACAGUCUGCCACC